Molecule: messenger RNA, 1659 nt
Organism: Diaporthe batatas
Lineage: Eukaryota; Fungi; Ascomycota; Sordariomycetes; Diaporthales; Diaporthaceae
Product: adenylate cyclase-binding protein
Exons: 1
Coding region: 1-1659 (552 amino acids)
Biological process (GO): regulation of adenylate cyclase activity; cytoskeleton organization
Cellular component (GO): cytoplasm
Molecular function (GO): actin binding; adenylate cyclase binding
Source: RefSeq, a predicted model, not a curated record
AUGGCCCCCGUCGUCGUCUCCUCCGACACAAACCAACGCGUCACUAACCUGCUGCACAGACUCGAGGCCGCCACCUCGCGCCUCGAGGACAUUGCUUCCUCAACCAUCGAGAUCCCCCAGGCUGUGCCCGCCCUCAAGGAGACCCUCGCAUCUCCCGAUGGCUCCACCAAGGCCAUCUCUGAUGCGCCCUCCCGCGCACCCUCCGCGCCCUCCCGCGCACCCUCCGCGCCCGCCCCCGCGCCCGCCCCCGUCGCUCCCGCAGCCGCCGCCGCCGACGAGGACCUGCCCGACUCCAUCGAGGACUUCGAUGCCUUUCUGAAGACAUCCGUCGAGAAAUACUCCAAACUCAGCGAGGCCAUUGGUGGUCUCGUCGCUGAACAAGCUGCCAAGGUCCUCCAUGGUUUCCGGGAGGAGCGCAAGUUCCUGCUCAUCACCACCAAGGCCAAGAAGCCCAACAUGAGCAACGGCGAUGACAUGGAGGCAUACCAGCGGCUGCUUAAGCCCAUCAACGAGUCCCUGAUGGCUGUCAUGAACAUAAAGGAAUCCAACAGGGGGUCCCCCGUCUCCAACGAGCUCAGCGCCGUGGCCGAGGGCAUCAUGGUGCUGGCCUGGGUUACCGACGAGGGCAAGCCGCACAAGCACGUUGAAAACACGCUGGGCUCCGCACAAUAUUAUGGAAACCGAGUGAUCAAGGACAACAAGGACAAGAACCCGCAGCAGGUCGAGUGGAUACAGUCUUUCCACCAGAUCUUCAAGGACCUUAGUGAAUAUAUCAAGCAGUACUUCCCCUCCGGCAUCCCUUGGAAUGCCCAGGGCCAGCCAAUCCAGGAGGUCGUCAAGGCUGCUUCCGCCCCUGCCGCCCCAGCUUCUGCGCCAGCACCUCCUCCACCAGCUGCCGGUGGCCCACCACCACCCCCGCCACCAGGGCCCCCACCAGUCCUGCAGAUCAAAGAACAGAAGGAAGCCCCCAAAACAGCAGCAAGCGGCCUCGAUGCCGUGUUUUCCGAGCUCAACAAGGGCGAGGCCGUCACCGCGGGCCUGCGCAAGGUCGACCGGUCCGAGAUGACGCACAAGAACCCGUCGUUGCGCGCAAGCAGCACUGUCUCCGACACCUCCAGGGGCAAGAGCCCCGCGCCCGGGAAGAAGCCAAAGCCAGAGAGCAUGAGGGCCAAGAAGCCGCCCGUCAAGGCCUUCGAGGGCAACAAGUGGACGAUCGAGAACUUCGACAAGGAAGCAAACCCCAUCGAGAUCGAGGCUUCGCUGUCUCACUCGAUCCUGAUCAGCAGAUGUAACAACUCGACCAUCAUAGUCAAGGGCAAGGCCAACGCGGUGACCAUCGACAACACAAACAGGCUGAACCUGAUCGUGGACACGCUUGUAUCGUCCGUUGACGUGGUCAAGUCGCAAAACUUCGCGUUGCAAGUAAUGGGCACAAUACCCACCGUCAUGAUGGACUCGGUCGAUGGUGCCCAGGUCUACUUCAGCAAGGAGAGCACGGCCACCAAGAUCAUCCAUUCCAAGUCUGCGGGCAUCAACCUCAACGUCAUCUCCGGCCCAGAUGAUGAUUAUAUCGAGGUGCCCCUGCCGGGACAGAUUAGCUCCUACUACGACGCUGAGAAGGGGACAUUGGUGGACGAGAUCGUGUCUCACUCUGGUUAA